CGCACGGAUUGAAGAAAAGAAACUGAAAACGAAGAAAUUUCGAUCGCGAUCGUCUUGUUUGUUGGUAGUGUUUAUGUCGCGCAAAUUAAAGUGCAAAUUUCCCAUCGAAAAAGUGAAUUAUUCCCCCGAAAACUUGCCUAAAGUGUUAGACGGCGAUGCCUAGUUGGUGCUUUUGAUGGAAUGGUUCUAAAUAAGAGCUGAAUUUGAGUGGAAAAAGUGGAUUGAAAAUUCGAAAAUCGACGACGACGACGACGGAGGAGAAAGAAGCUCUCAGACGGAGUGACUUCAAUUCGCCUGCAGCAAGGAACGGGUCGGUGGUCCGCCACAGCAUCAACGCAUUCAUACGGAUAGCUAUAAAGAUUGCGGACGAGAGCAGAGCAGCAGAAGCAUAAAAAUUCCGACCGUGGUGUGCGUGAUUUGUGGCGAUUUCGAGUUGGAUUUUGCUAGAUUCGGGUUGGAAUGUGUGUACGGAGGAUAAUCCGGGAAGAAAAUAGGAUUUUUGGGCUGGAACGUUGAAUGAUUCCAAGGUUGUGAAGGAAGUGCGAUUGUUAUUAGGAUCGAUAUUGCUCGCCGAGGACUGUAAAACCGUUGUUCGCGAGGAGAUUGUUGAACCCACGACGGCGAUCGGGGAUAAUGACAGCUUUCUAUAGUUAAAGACUUUCGGUACAUGUGUAUGCGUGGUCAAUAGUGGAAAGGAAUGCAGCAACAGGCCCAUCCAGCGGAGUGUUUCACAACAGCAAAAAUAAUUGGACGAUCGACGAUCAUUGCUGCUGGCGGAUCAUCCGUGAAAGGCGAAAACAUCGGAAUCCAUCGCCCAUGGUGGUGUGAAAUGAGUAUUGAGGAUUGAUAAACGGCAACAAAACAGACGUUCGUCAUGCACGGCCACAGGAGAAGGAAGAAACGGCCCAGCUAUGGCAUUCGAACAGUGGAGGUCAACCGGGGGUUCAACGGGUUCGGAUUCACAAUAUCCGGCCAGCAACCGUGUAUUCUAUCGUGCAUUGUGACGAAUUCCCCGGCCGACAUGGCCGGAUUGAGAGCGGGCGAUUUCCUGAUAUCGGUGAAUGGAUUGAAUGUGUCCAGAUUACCGCACGAGGCCGUGGUGCAGCUGAUUGGGAACACACGGGGAGCUAUCAAGAUGGCAAUCGCUGAGAAUUACUACUCGGAUAGUUCGGAUGAGGACAUUUUGUUUCAGGGCAGUCAGCAGCGAUCGCGUCCCAAAUAUCCUCAUCACAAGACAAAGUUCCAUCGCACCACUACCGUUGGUAAGCAGCCGGGCGUUCCUCCGGCAGAUCUGGUGGGCACCUGUGAAAGUGCCACGGCAAUGGUGGUGAACGAUUCUCCGACGGCGUACAAUGUAAUCCAUAGUCCCAACGCGAGCAACAGCUGUGAUAUCUCCAAUGUGAGUGCAAUGGUACGAUCGGUUCAGCUGGGUCAAGAAGAUGAGCCACGAGCUGGGCCGUCUCAGCCGCGGGAAGGACCGGAGGGAUCGCUGGAAUACAAAGCCAUUGUGGGAUAUCUGGGAACAAUCGAAAUGCCGAAGCAAAUUGCUACUAGUUCCAAACUGCAAACGGUUCGCAGCUGCAUCAGAAAAAUGAGACAGGAGAAACGCAAUCCGACGACGGUUCUGAUGACGAUACUUCCAUCCUGCUUGAAUCUGAUCAAUACAAGCAAUGCAGUGAUUGCCAAAUAUUCUUCUGUUCGUUUGAACUACGUGAGCAGCAGCAGUGAGAAUGACAACAGAUACUUUGGCUUGGUUACUUCCGCGAUCUACGCCGACGGAUUGAUGUGCGAAAACUCUGACAUUCUCAAUCAGAGAAAAGACGUCGUUAUUUCCAACAGUUGCCAUGUAUUUGUUAUCGAUUCGAAACUGGUGGAACACCCCAUUCAUUUCGAAAAGGCUGAACUUUUCAAGAUUAUUUGUACGAAAGAUCCUAUCUCAAAUCUGUGCCUGGAAUUCCCCAGCAACUCGGAAUAUGUAGUAAAUCUUAUCCGUAGCAUGUACAAUCUCAAGGCACCUAUUAAACCGGAUGGAGUCCCGUAUGGCAAACCACCUGUGGCGAGAAGCCUGAACCUAGAUCAAGCUCCCCGGGGUUAUCAUAGAGGAAUAAAUGAUCCUCGCCUUAAUCCACGAGCCAUAGACGACCCUCACGAUUUACUGGUCUCGAACUCUCCUCAACCUAGUAAUCAUAGUGAAAUUACAACAACUUCAAGCAACUCCGAUUCCGGCAUUGGAUUCCACAACGACUGCCGCAAUAUAUCCGACCGGAUUUUAGUGGUAGACUUCCCGGGCAUUCCGAAUCAUCAGCAAAUUGCCAACGUACGAGCCCACUUCCGUAAAUCUGUUCCGUUCGGUGCUCUACCCAAUCGUCCCACCGGCAUUAUACACGAGCUCCCUCCGAAACUGGACCCAAUUCGAAAUAUCCGGUCAACCUUGGGUCCCGACCAAUUCGCCCCGCAAAUAUUCCACGGCAAGUCUAAAUCGGCCGACUACAGCUAUCCUUCGACCUCCGGUAUCGAUCGGCUCACUGUACGAGCACGUCCGGACACGAAGGCCUUCGAAGCGGAUCGGUCGCCAAGUAAGGACAACGCUCUCAACAGUUUCAACGAACCCGAAUGUCCCCCCAAGUAUGAAUCACUCUAUCCCCAACUCCCUUCGCUAGACGAUGACGGCUGGACUUCCGGAAAAACCGUCGACGACUUAGGCAACGUAGUUCAGGAACGUGCCAUCGAUGUCCCCAAGCUGGAAGAAGUUUUCCUCGAUCUGCAGCGUUACAACAGCGACAACGUGAAAAACAGCAUGCUUGCGGCUCGUUCCUGCGACGACAUGAUCCUGUCCCUCGAGAAGGAAAUUCUCGACUCCAAAGUGCCGCUCUCUAUCGACGAUCUAACGCUACUGAACAAAAAGCCAUCUACCCCGCCGGAACCGGAACACGUUUUCCUACAGCCGGCCAAACCCAUCAAACGAUCCAAAAAAGCUUGCACGCAUAAAAACCCCUCCGGAGGCAAAGCAGCGGACGAUCCGCCUGCCGGUUCCUCAUCGAAUCGAUCCAGCUCGCAGCUCAUGUCUUACAAACUGAGCCCAAAAGUGUUCGGUCUCUCGCGGCCGCUCUCGAUGAGUUUCGAGAACAUUUCGAUGGGUGAUGCGACCCGGAAGCUAUCCAAGGAUAAGGACGCACACGGGGAUGGUGGCGAAAGACGGAACCGCCCAGCGAAAAGACUCAGCGGAGGAUUCUCCGCUAUUUGGGGUAGUUUGCAAGAGUUGCGGAGUAGCUCGAAGCAACAGGAGGACUCGGGUGGCGGGGGUGUGGGUGGUAGUGAUACUGUGGUGAAUAGUGCCGAAGUGUGCGAGAAACCGAGCAGGAAACAGGAACGAAGGCUGAGCGGGUUCAAAAUUCUGGAGGGAACGUAUAGUGAGCCGGAUCUGCGAUAUGAUGAGGUGAGUGAGCAUCAUUCGGCGGAUGAUGAUAACAAGCAAAUCAACCACAAUGCUUCGCCGUUCCGUCGCUGGGGUCAAUCGUCGCUGCGGUCCCGCUCGGGAGAUCAACGGACACCGGGUUCGUCGCACCGACGGCCAUCGUCUCUGGCUGCCUCGGAGAGCGAUGUCUACACGAAGUCUAUCGACGAUGACUACAGCUCGACCAAGAGCGGAUACAAUCCGUACAUGGAUGCUGCCAGCACGGCAACGACGGACUCGACGCAAACAGCGGGCGGCACGGGCAGCAACAGCACUGGAGGUCCGGUGGGCGUUGCUUCUUGGGGAACCUCGUUUGAGAAACUGUUGGAAGAUGCAGCUGGACUGCAUACGUUUUCAGAAUAUCUCAAAAAAGAGUUCUCCGCUGAAAACAUUUAUUUCUGGACGGCUUGUGAACGUUACCGGCAGAUUACCGAUCGGGAGGAACGCGCCAAGGAGGCACAAUCCAUAUUUGCCAAACAUCUGGAAUCGGGUUGCGGUGAGCCGGUGAACGUGGACUCGAUUGCACGGAACAUUGCCAAGGAGAAUUUGCCGCAGGCAGAACCUACGUUGUUUGCCGCUGCCCAGAAGCAAAUUUUCAACCUGAUGAAGUUCGACAGCUAUCAACGGUUCAUCAAGUCGGACAUGUACAAAACAUGCCAGGAUUCGGAGGCAAAGGGGCAUCCUUUGCCCUAUCCGGGUGAGCAGUUGGACCCGCUGUUGAGGACCGGGUUUACUCUGCAAAGUGCAACCAAGCUGAAGAAGUCGUUGAGUAAUGCUGAAGACAGGCGGAGGAAAUCGUUGCUGCCGUGGCAUAGGAAGACGCGGAGCAAGUCAAAGGAUCGUGGCGAUUCGGAGAGUCGGAAGGAGAGUGGAAAAUCAUCGCUAUCCAAUGGGGGAGGGACCGGUGGUAGUAGCAAUACAUUGAAGGUUUUGUCUACCAAUUCUACUAGUGAUAUUCAUAGUUCUAGGAGUUCUUUAGCUAGCUUUGAUGCCGCCAUCGGCAAGUCGUACGAUCAGGACGACACCCGCAACACUCUGUGCCGUGUGAUAUUGUCGAACGGAGCGACGACGGUGGUCCAGACGCGCUCCAACGAAACCAUCAAGGAACUAGUCGAACGAUUGCUGGAGAAACGCGGCAUCGUUUACAAUGCGUACGAGGCGUUCCUGGCCGGCAAUCACAAACCCCUGGAUCUGGACGGUCCGUCUUCUAGUCUCGCCGGGAAGGAAGUGAACAUCGACCAACGGGUGGUGUUCAAAUUGAGUCUUCCGAACCGAAAGAUGAUUUCCGUCAAAAGCAAAGCCACCAAGCCGUUGGGCGACGUCUUGAGGCCGAUUCUGUUGAAGUACAACUACGAGUUGGACCAGAUGAACGUCUACUCCAAGGAUGCGUACCUGGAUAUGACAUAUCCGGUUACCAGUGUGGACGGACUGUGGUUGCAGGUUCGUAACGGAAACGAAAGUGAAUUUCAUCAGGAUCUUACGCGAACCAUUGCUUCGCGGUCCGAAAGAGCUUACGCUAAUCAGGUACCUCCGCUCCCUAUUAUCGCUACCUCCCAGCACCAGCAGAUCAUUAAUCAUUUCCAACAGCAAUUGCAUCAACAAGCACACGCCCAGCCACACAGUUUUGCAAUGCCAUCAUCCAACGGAAGCGCUUCCAAUUACAUUACUAAAAAGUCCCAAAACAUGUACAGCAAUCAGUCGUAUAACAACAACAAUAACAACUUCCAGUUGAAGAGCAAAGAAGACUUCAAAGACGAUACCAAACAGGAGCUCAACAUGCUGGACGAAAUCACCAACAAAGUUUUCAACGAGCUGAUGAACGGUAAGAUUGCCAACGGGAAAACUCCAGAAGACUGUACCUCGGAUAGUUCAUCCACCAGGAGGGACCGAUUCCGGAGGCGGGGAUCUAACGCCCCGUCGGAAAGUGGCCGAGGAGCUAAGAGCAAGAAAUGUUCAACUGCUGGCUCGGAGGAUGGUGGUGAAAGUGUUAACAACGUGGGAACCAAAAAGCCCAUCAUUGCCAAACUGAAGGCUGGUGUGAAGUUGCAAAUCCCAACGCGAUCGCAAAAUGACGAACUUCUGGAAGGCUUGAAGCGUGCCCAGCGUUCUCGCCUAGAGGAUCAAAGAGGAACUGAAAUUAAUUUCGAGUUGCCGGAUUUCCUGAAGGAUAAGGAAAAUUUCACAUCCACCAGUCAAUCGGCUACGACAACCACAUUGGCCACGGCAACAUCCGCCACCACUAUCGCACCCACCGGGGGACCUGCAAAUCCUACAAAGCUCACCCGAAGGCCUGGUGUCAAGCGACCAGAGUUCACCACCAGUUCAUCCGUAGAGUUCCCACUGAGCACCAGCACCAACGGAGGAUCAUUACAGCAAAUCAACCGACCACAGCCGGCCCCACGAUUGUCCAUCACCAGUACCCGGGGUCUAGUGGGUAGUGGGAGCAGCCCGACGUCUCCCGGCGUGUUGCCAGUGCAUUCGGCUUCCAGUGAAAGUAAUUUGAACAAUCUUUUGCUGCGAUGCAAUGCCUCUCCCUUGAUGCUGGACGACAACGGCAACGGAUCACAGUCGGAAAACAGUUAUGCAGACACGACUUUGAUUUUUACCCACGGUCCCGUUAAUACAGCCACGUCCCCCGAGACAUCGCCAUCAGCCCGCACCGCCCACCUUCGAGGGUCAAAUUUUCACCUGAGUACGGGUGACAGUUACGAUCCUUCACAACCUAGUAACGACCCCCAGGACACAAAUCCCUCGGGCAGCUAUCAUUCGUACCACCAUCACCACCACCACCAUCAUCAUCACCAUCAGUCUGGCCAUCAUCCCCAGCAGCAACAACAGCAGCAGCACCAUCACCAUCUCACUGCAAGUACCAGCAGUGGCAGCUCAACCAGUACCAACAGCAUCAACACAGGCACCAAUACCAGCAGCAGUAGCAGUAGUAGCGAUGCCGACAAUCAGAAGGGACCACCACCUUUGCCACCGAAGCCAAAAAUUCUUCCCAUCAAACCGUCCAACUGGGGCCACGCACCACCAGGGUCCAACAGUAGCAGUAAUGGCAACAGCAUGAGCACCAGUUUAUGUAACCUAUCUACUAGCUCAACAAAUGGGAACGGUAUUAUUGGUAAUAGUAAUAGUAGUAGUAGUCAAAACGGUGUUAGUAAUAGUAAUAGUAACAGUAACGGAAGUGGCAGAGAUCGACGAUCGUCUGGUCAGCAGCACCAGGGAGGCUCACUGGAACGUCAUUCUCAGUCUCAGCAACAGUCGCAGACGAGGAGCGUCUUUCUGGACCACACAACCAGCAGCUUUGUGUAACGAGAUGGAAGAUAUAAUGUACAUAUGUUAGGACAAUUCAAGAUUUACUGUAUUAAAUGUGAACAGAUUUUUUAUUCGGCAAUACGCUUCAGAAGCUGUUUUGUACGUAUUUUUCCUAAGCUGUGCACGUAUUUUGUCAUAAAUUGAUUUUAUUUAUUUUGCUGUCGACUGUCUGUAUUAUUUCAGAACUUUUUCACUUCACUAUGUAGAUAUGGAGAUUUAUAUACUGAAAAUAUAACUAAUGUUUUUUUUAAA
Molecule: messenger RNA, 7021 nt
Organism: Aedes albopictus (Asian tiger mosquito)
Lineage: Eukaryota; Metazoa; Arthropoda; Insecta; Diptera; Culicidae
Product: regulator of G-protein signaling loco
Exons: 8
Coding region: 875-6766 (1963 amino acids)
Biological process (GO): regulation of G protein-coupled receptor signaling pathway; signal transduction
Cellular component (GO): plasma membrane; nucleus; cytoplasm
Molecular function (GO): protein binding; GTPase activator activity
Source: RefSeq, a predicted model, not a curated record